UGUAUCCAUGGAUGAUCUUAAAUUGGUUGGCUUGAAAUCUCAUGAUUGUCAUGUAUUAAUGCAACAACUAUUGCCAGUAGCGAUUCGGGGAAUCUUGCCUGACAAAGUGCGGGUUGCCAUAACUCGUCUAUGUUUUCUUUUUAAUGCUAUAUGUAGCAAAGUGAUUGACCCUGCAAGAUUGGAUGAAUUGCAGAAUGAGGCUGUCAUUGUCCUUUUUCAAAUAGAGAUGUACUUUCCUCCAUCAUUUUUCGACAUAAUGGUUCACUUAAUUGUUCAUCUAGUCAGGGAGAUCCAGUUGUGUGGUCCUAUAUUUUUACGCUGGAUGUAUCCAAUUGAACGGUACAUGAAGGUGUUAAAGGGGUAUACCAAGAAUCAACACCGACCAGAGGCUUCGAUUGUUGAAAGGUAUGUUGCUGAAGAGUGUAUUGAGUUUUGCUCUCAAUACAUUGAAGCUAAAUCUGUCGGGGUACCUGAAACUCGUCAUGUUAGGACACCGGGGGGUAAGGGUACACGAGGAUACAAUGUUGUCACAAUGACUCGCCAGGAGGUCUCACAAGCGCAUCUAUAUAUAUUGAAUAAUACAGCAGAGGUCAUUCCAUACAUAGAAGCCCACAAAAAAGAAGUGGCCGCACGAAACCCAAAAUUAAACAUGAUGAGGGUUUUGCCGGAGCACAACAAAACUUUCAUGAACUGGUUUAGACACACAAUAUUUGUUGAUCAGACUGCUUCCAAAACAUUAUGAUUGUUGGCUCUUGGGUCAAAUCUAAAUGUUCCAACUUGGAAAGGGUAUGACAUCAACAAUUAUUCCUUCUACACCAAGUCCCAAGAUGACAGAAGCUCGAUGCAAAAUAGUGGUGUCACUAUUGAUGUCGACUCCGAUCACUUUUGCAAUGCAGCAGACAAGAAUCCGAUUCGAGCCUCCAUGCAUUACUAUGGAGUCAUUGAACAAAUCUGGGAGGUUGAUUACACUGAAUUUAGAGUGCCAGUGUUUAAGUGUAAGUGGGUCAACGCCAAUGUCGGUGUCCGGCAUGAUGAAAUUGGAUUUACCUUAGUUGACCUCAACAAGGUGGCAUACCUGGACGAACCCUUCAUUUUGGCACAACAAGCAAGACAGGUUUUUUAUGUGGAAGAUCCUUGCGAUUCUAGAUAUUUUGUGGUUCUACAGGGAAGACCAAGUGGUUUAAAUGACGCACAUGAUCCAACGAUGCUUGACAUUUGUGAGACACCACCUUUUUCGACAGCUAUGCCUAAUAUCAAUGAUUCGCACUACGUUGACGAUGUACACGCCAAUCGUAACGAUCAUGAUGAAGGACUAUGGGAGAACAUUGCAACAUGACGAAUUUCCAUGCAUGACAUGUUCAUGGGUACACCACCAACUUCCCCCCCACAAUCAAAUAUUCAGUCUGAAGCAAAGUCUAGGAAUACUAGAAAAUCAACACGGCUACGGAGGUUGACAGUACGAUCAUUAGAUCAUCCAAGACCAACUGUACAGGUGGAUGCCGCAACUGGCCGAGGAUCGGGCCCACACAAAGAGAAAUUCCACAAUUAUCUUGGGGUGGUGGCCCGAGAGAAAAUUCCCAUAGUACAUAAUAGCUGGAAAGAUGUUCCGGACAAGCUAAAGGACUGCCCCCAUGUACUUUCUCGUGGAGGGUAUGAUUUACUUGAAAAGAAGUUGAUGGAUGAUAAAAUCAAAAAGAGACAACAUGAAGCAAUGCUGACUGAGUCUACAGUAGACAUGGACGAGCCCCCAUCUCCAAUUAAAAGACAUGUGAAGUGGGUGUUGGCACGCACAAAGCAAUUUGGGCAGAUGACAUCUGAGGCGGCACGAGAAAUCUCUGAUAAAAUUGCCUCAUUGGAAGAACAAUCAUCACAGGGUACGUUUGUCCCGAAUGGUCGUCAAGACAUACUUAAUACAGCCAUUGGGCGACCGGAUCAUGGAGGGCGUGUUCGUGCAGCGGGUUCUGGGGUGACAAUAACUCAAUACUUUGGGAAGGCAGCACGUGGCUCUGGUAGCUCAUAUAGAUCCUUCAACCAACAACAGUUGGAUGAAAUAAUAGUAACCAUAAAGGAACAAAACGAACGCAGGCUAGAGACAUUUAAACAUGUGUUGAAGGAACAAAUCAUACUUGAGAUUUCGCAAAGGGGAUCGACUGUCGCAGCUCCUAUUCAGCCAGAUAUACAGCUAUUAGGUGCAAGAGUUAGCACAAAGGGGAGCAAUGCGGAGGCUGUUGUCAACCCAUCUCCGCCAGAUCAUGUUGGUCCUGUCAAGCCGACUAUGGGGUUGUAUGUCCAUAGGGAACUUUGUACAAAGUUGGUGGCAUUAGGAAAAACAUAUGAUGGAGGCUCUACCAUACACGGUGUGGCUUAUGCAGAUGAUGUCGUCAGGGUUAGUGUUGACUUGGUUAUUAAUGGUGAAGCUGAAGUCCCAUUUCUGACAUCAGACAUUAAGUAUGUCAGCCAGGCGCUAGACACAUUCAUUGCAUGGCCAACAUCACUUGUAAAACUAGUCUCAAAUGAGAGGACCCGUUGCGCGAGUUGAUUAAGAGCCUAGUUGACAUUUAUGAGAAGCCUGUAGAGUUCGUGUGGGAUCCUGCUAGAUUUGGAAUUCCAAAUGGAGCUACAUCGUUGUUCGUUACAUGUGCUGAUGUCAACAAAAUCAUAUCAGGCGUACAAUGUUUGAACAUAACUAUACUACAGUUGUGGACCAUCCAUAUGGAAGACUGGACUAAUACCUUGGGUCUUGGAUCAAUUUAUGGAUUCCUUGAGCCGCAAUCUAUACUGAAUGCAAAGGAUAAACGACAAGAAUGUCAAUAAUACAUUGAAAAAUGGGUUGCGGAAUCGCAAAAACAAUUCUAUCUGGGAGCUUAUUUGAAUUUGGGCCAUUGGCAGCUCGUUGUUUUGUGUCCAGCAGAGAACCGUGUUGUGUGGUUUUGUUCUUUGCGUAGAAAGCCAGAUGUUCAUAUAAAAUCUGCAAUUAACAAUGCAUUUAAGACAUUAAAUUCAACUUCUGAGGGGAAAUCUGAUCAAACUACACCAAGGUGGCUAGAAAUUAAGAGUCACGUUCAAAGCGGAGGCUAUGAGUGUGGCUAUUAUGUCAUGCAAUGGAUGUGGAACAUAAUCGGCGGGGAGGUGAAGACUGAUUGGGCGAUGUGGUUCGGUGAUGGCACGGCACACGACAUCGAGAUUAUCACAUCAUUACGGAAGAAAUGGGCUGAAUAUUUUUAAAAACUUAGAAGCAUCCAAUGUAAAAAGCUUUAGUUCACAUGCAAACAACCACUUUUGUGUUUCUCAUGUAUUUCUUUAAGUGUUACAAACAAUUUAGAUGUUGUAGUGAUUUUUAUGUCUGUAUAACACUUAAUAGUUGUUUAAUGCAAUUUCGUAUGCACCGAAA
Messenger RNA from Glycine soja, 3391 nucleotides. RefSeq lists its product as uncharacterized. The transcript is spliced from 9 exons. The record is from RefSeq and is a predicted model, not a curated record. Bases 1346 to 2539 code for a protein of 397 amino acids. Lineage: Eukaryota; Viridiplantae; Streptophyta; Magnoliopsida; Fabales; Fabaceae.